CGGCACCCCCCCACACCCUCCCUCCUCCUCCUCAGCCCCGGCGCCUGGAUUCCGCGUCCCCGGGCGGCUCCCGAGACGUAGGAGCGACUCCGCUGCCGGCGCCUGUCAGGUUUGGAGUAGGAGUUGCAGACAACGGUGAAUGAAGCGAGCACAGGAGUGGUAACAGAUUUGUUGUUGACUGUGUGCUGCGCUGAGUGGGGAGCACAGGGAUGGAGUCUGGCAUGGAGGAGAUUCCUGUUAAAGUUGCAGUUCGAAUCAGACCUCUGCUUUCCAAAGAAGUACUUCACAACCACCAAGUGUGUGUGAGAGUGGUCCCAAACACACAACAAAUCAUCAUCGGCAAAGACCGCGUCUUCACUUUUGAUUUUGUAUUUGGCAAAAACUCAACCCAAGAAGAAGUUUAUGCUGUUUGCAUCAAACCUCUUCUGCUGUCUUUGACUGAGGGGUACAAUGCUACAGUGUUUGCAUAUGGACAAACAGGUUCUGGGAAGACUUACACCAUCGGAGGUGGCCACAUUGCAUCAGUUGCAGAGGAUGAAAAAGGCAUAAUCCCGCGGGCUAUUCAGGAAUUAUUUCAGCAUAUUUCUGAAAACUGUAACAUUGACUUUAAUGUAAAAGUAUCUUAUAUAGAGGUGUACAAGGAAGAACUUCGAGAUUUAUUGGAGUUGGAGACCUCUGUGAAAGAAUUACAUAUCCGAGAAGAUGAAAAGGGAAAUACAGUGAUUGUCGGUGCUAAGGAAUUCCAAGUAGAAUGUGCAGAUGAAGUGAUAAGCCUGUUGGAAAGUGGCAACGCAGCUCGUCACACAGGCACAACACAAAUGAAUGAGCACUCCAGUCGAUCUCAUGCCAUUUUUACCAUCAGUAUUUGUCAGAAACAGUCCACAGAGUCUCAAAAAAAUACUGAUGCUGCACAGGAUUCAUCUUCAAAAUCAGUCCAGAUGAUUGCUUCAAAGUUUCAUUUUGUGGACUUGGCAGGAUCAGAGAGGGUGACAAAGACUGGAAAUACUGGUGAACGUUUCAAAGAAUCAAUUCAGAUCAAUAGCGGUCUGUUGGCCUUGGGAAAUGUCAUCAGUGCCCUUGGAGACCCAAAAAGAAAAAGUGUACACAUUCCAUACAGGGAUGCUAAAAUCACUCGUAUUCUGAAAGACUCCCUUGGAGGAAAUGCCAAGACUGUCAUGAUAACAUGUAUAAGUCCAUCCUCAUCAGACUUUGAUGAAUCUUUAAAUUCUCUCAAAUAUGCCAACAGAGCCAAAAACAUUAGAAAUAAACCAGUUGUAAAUUACAACCCCGAUCAAGACCGGAUUGAUGAAAUGGAACUUGAAAUCAGAUUGCUUCGAGAAGCUUUGCAGAACCAGCAAGUUAGUAAUCAGUGUUCACACGAUUUAAAUCAAGAAAGAACUCGUAUCAGCUCACUUGAGGAGCAGCUCACCCGGCUUCAGGUUCAAUGUUUCAGUUACAGAAACUGUAUAGAUGAAGCCUUCCCGUUUCUCAUUGAUCUGAAUGAUGAUGUUAGCUUAAAAAGAAGUCAGCGGGACAGGUUGCAGAGCUGGAUCACUAUGGCACAGGAAGUAAGGAAGGAAGCUCUCACCAUGCAGGAGACUGACACGGGGACUGGCACCGGCCAAGAGCCACAUCACAUCACAAUUCUUCAGCUAAAGAGGGAACUAAAGAAAUGCCAGCAGGCUCUAGUUAUGGAUGAAGAAGUAUUUAGCCAGAAGGAUCAUGAGCUGCUGAUACUGCAGAAUCAGACAAAGACAUUAAUACAGGAAAACGAAGAACAACUGGCAUCUUUAAAGGAGGCUCAAGAAACACAAAGAUUACAGAAUGAGAAAAUGGUGGAGCAGCAAAUACUUAUUGAUCAACUAAAAGAAAAAUUAGAGAACUUCACAGAUGUGAAAAAUUUGGACUUCUCAAACGCUUGUGGAGAUGGGCCAGCUGUUGUGGCAUCUGCAAGGAGGCCAUACAGUGUCCCACUCACAAAGAAUCUGCUACGCUCCCUUCACCCUCCUUCAAGGACAGAGACCCGAAAGGCAUAUACCUGCCCCCCUGACUUUUCCCCGGCCAGGGUCAUGGCAGAAUUCCGUGCCCGCAGCCAGAUGAUACUCAGCAACAUAGAAGAUCAGGAUAAAGUCCUUCACUGCCACCUCUCUGAUCAGAGUGAUGAAGAGGAAGAAAAUACUGGCAGCAAAAAGAAAACCUCACUGAAGCGUUCCAUAAACCAAACACGGACACGAAAGCAGGCUUCUCUGGGCUUUCUUCCUGAUCUAAGUGACACGAAAUGUCAACUAGACAAGUCCGGUUUAUCCAACAAAUCUGCAGUACAGACUGACACAACCACAGGUGAAGAGAUUGACAGCCUCCGGAAAAGUCACGUUUUUAACAUGCAGAAGCUAAAGAAUUCAGAGUUGAGACUCACUGAGGCCGAGCAAAAAAUGAGAGAACUUGCACUUAAUAUCAAAAUGAAAGAGGAGCUUAUUAAGGAAUUAGUAAGAACAGGUAAGGAUGCUCAGUCUGUAAGCAGGCAAUAUUUUUUGAAGAUAACUAAUCUGGAGCAAGAAUCUGAGCAGGCCAAAAUGGAACUGGCUGAAACACAAAAGUGGCUUCAGGAGCUGGAGAGUAAGGAGCUGAGAGACAUUCCUGAGAAAGCCAAGUUACAAAAAGAGUUCCGGAAGAAGAUGGAUGCAGCUAAGUUAAAAGUGCAGGCCUUAGAGAAGAAGCAGCAGGACACUAAAAGUCUGGCUUCAUUGUCUAACCAAAGUAAGAGACAAGCAACAGAACUUGAGCAGAACGUGGCUCAGAUGAAGCACCAUCAGACCCAGCUACAGAAAAGACUGUGUGAGGAGAGUGAAAAGAAGAAGCAACUAGAAGCAGAGAUUCAGCGGGACCAACAACAAAUUAAAGAACUUGAACUAAAGAUGGAGCAACAACAGAAGAUCCUUAAGGAGAAAGAGAUUGCUGCAUUUAAAAAAAAGAAGAAUGACUCAGUGGGAACUUCACAGAAGCUACAGAAAUUAGAAGAGCAAAAGAAAUGGCUGGAUGAAGAAAUGGAAAGAAUUCUCCAACAGCACCAACAGUUAGCAGAACUAGAAGAAGAUUUAAAGAAAAGAGAAGCCAUUUUAGCAAAAAAAGAAGCAUUACUGCAAGAGAAAAGCCACCUGGAAAUCAAGAAACUGAGAUCUAGCCAGGCUUUAAACAAAGAUAGUAUGAAAUUGUCUACUCGCUUAAGUAUGCUGGAUCAGGAACUGUGUGAUAAAGGUAUGCAGCUUCAGGGAAGCACCACUGAAGAUAAGACAGACAUUUUGGAAAAAAUUCAGGUUCUCCAGACGGAAAGGGAUCAGCUGCUCAGAAGAAAAAAUAGUGUGGAUGAGAAACUGAAAGAUGGUAAAGUGUUGUCAACUGAAGAAGAACACGUCCUUUUCCAGCUGGAAGAAGGAAUUGAAGCCCUGGAGGCUGCUAUUGAUUACAAGAAUGAAAGUAUUCAGAAUCGCCAGCACUUGCUUAGGUCAUCUUCUCAGAUUCUUUCACAGACCGAGAAUAAUGUAAUAGGAAAACUAUUUUCCCUGUCUGCUGCUGAGCUCAGAGCUAUCCUCUUCAAAUAUUUCAACAAGAUUGUUGGUCUACGCGAGUCUCAACGUAAAUUACAACUGCAGAUUGAAGAACAGGAAAUGAAGGCCAUAGACCAGGAAAACAUAAUACGUGAAUUAGAAUCUGCACUUGAACACGUCAAGUUGCAGUGUGACAGGCGGCUGACCCUACAACACAAAGAACAUGAGAAAAAACUACAGUUAAUAUUGCGUCAUUUCAAAGAACAAGAUAAUGAAGGUAUCACAGAAACCUUGAAAGGGUAUGAAGUGAAAGUCCAGCAACUGGAAAAAGACUUAUUUUUCUAUAAGAAAACCAGCAGAGAGCUGAAGAAGAAACUGAAGGGCCUCGUUGGAGAGUCAUCCAAUCAACUAUUGGCAUCCACUAAAUAUAACAGUGGUGACAAAGUAUGCAGUCAAGAUGAAACAGAAUUUGCUCCUGUAGAAUUCAAGUCCACACUUAACCUUGAAACCAAUAGUCAACCAGGGAAAAUAAAAGAAACAAACAGGAUGAGUAUUUUAAGAGCACAGCAGAAAUCAUGCAAGCUUGGAGAAGAUGUUUCAGAAUCUGGGUGCAACAAAGAAUGUUUGUUGAGCACUAGUGAUGACAAAACAGGAACAGAUGAAGCUCAGCCUUCAAAUUCUCAUCCUCAGCUGCCUUCUGUCAUCCAGAAAAGAGAAACUGGAAUACAGUUUCAAGGACUAACUCCAGUAAAACUAUCUCGCCGAGAGCUACGUCAUAUUCCUGCCCCUGAAUUAUCUUUGAGACGUUCAAGCCUUGCAGGUGGUGUCAGCUUUAGUGCUCCAGAUUCUAUCGAAAUGGACAAAAAGUCUAAUGUCACUAAGACAUAGUUAAUCUUCAUUGCAUUUCUAAUAGCUGUUGCUACUGAAGCAACUGUAUGAGAGUUCUUUGUUCAUGGUCUUGUUAAGGACCAACCAUGGAUAAGUGAGUAAGUAUUCUUUAGUUCUUAUUGCUCACUAUCGAGUCAUUAGGUGCUAUGCUUACACAGUUUCAGUGAAUUUGAGAUGGAUUUUAAUUGACACAAUAUCUAAAAACGUUAAUUCAAAGUCUUUUUAACAUUGAAGAAAUUAUUUAUAUUGGUUUAGUUUUUUGCAGUAACUUCCAAAAAUAAAAGUUUUUUCAAAAAUUGCACUGUAAACUGCAAUGUACUUGUGUAACUUAGGUUUUCUAAAACAAUAUUGUACUUCACUUUCUUGGGUCAGAAACAGUAACAAACUACUUAUUUGGAUAUAUAGCUAGAAAAUUUAGUUGCCAGACUGUUACCUAGUAUUGAUAACGACUGGCUUCUGUACGAUUUUUAUCUAAAAACAUUUUAUAUGAGCCGUGUUUGAGAUCAAAAUUUGUUCCUUCUCAGGAACACAGAAGUACUUACUCUUCUUUUUUUCUUUCUUACGGCUUAUUUAUGAAAGAUAAUUGCUUAUUUCACUUUCUAGUUUUGUUUGUUGGGCAUUUAAAGAAUUUCACUUGGCAACUUGAAGUGUGAUAUUUAUUUCUGUACUACUAACAUGGAAAAAAAAACUGAGGACCAAAUUCAGCAUCCUCUAGGUAAGCCAGAUAGAUCAAUGUAUUAUUUUAUUUGUACUAAUAACUCACGUCUUUUCAUAUACAAAUUAUUUUUCUGGAUUCUAUGUCUGCCUCAGAGUAAGGACUACACAUGUCCUUCUGUUUACUGCUAUAAUGUUGUUAUUAUUAAUGCAGUGCAAUGCAGGAUGAAAAGCAAAUCUUUUUUGUAAGAGGCCUACACUGAUUAGGCAUGUGCUUAACAGCUGCACAAACUUGAAGGCAGAGACCAGCAUAUUCACAUUUAAUUGAGAUUAACAUUUCUAUCUGUAAUGUCCACAUUUAAAUGAGAUUAACAUUUCUAUCUGGAACUCUCACCUACAUAAAAAGUGGAAGUACUGAAAGUAAGGUUAGUUUUAUUUUAGUGGUGGACGUCAGCCAGUCAUGUUUGAAAAUGUUGUCUUAGAUUAUUAGAUGCACUUAGAAAAGGAAAUUUUGCUUUCUGGUAUUGUCUAGGCAAGGUCUUGUGUAUAGCAUGCAUGGCUACAGGUAUAAAAGAACUGCAUUUUUGCACUGCUGCAAAUCUGUCUACAUUACAAAGAUCUGUUACAGCAUGAUAAAUGGACCUACUGUCCUGUGGCACAUUUUAAAAUUUUCUGAGUAGACUGCAAAAUAUUUCAUUCUAAUCAGACAAAUAAACCACUUAAUGUGUCAAAUGAUUGUAUCUUUUGCAGUUACACCUAAUUACUACCUACUGUUUGGCUGAAUUGUGAGAAAAGGAUUGGGGUCUGUCUUGAUUGUUUCUGGAUUAGGCUUUAUUGUUUUUACUGUCAUGGAAGUACUGUGCCUUAAGCUUAAUAUUAGUGUAUAUGUUGUUCACUUAGUAUUUCUAGUCAAAAAGCAAUAAACAGAAACAAGUAAAUACAGUUUCA
Molecule: messenger RNA, 6035 nt
Organism: Calidris pugnax (ruff)
Lineage: Eukaryota; Metazoa; Chordata; Aves; Charadriiformes; Scolopacidae
Gene: KIF27
Product: kinesin family member 27
Exons: 18
Coding region: 210-4433 (1407 amino acids)
Biological process (GO): mitotic spindle organization; microtubule-based movement
Molecular function (GO): microtubule binding; microtubule motor activity; ATP binding
Source: RefSeq, a predicted model, not a curated record